Porites evermanni is the source of this 24937-nucleotide messenger RNA. NCBI's taxonomy places the organism in Eukaryota, Metazoa, Cnidaria, Anthozoa, Scleractinia, Poritidae. The record is from the annotation of a GenBank genome assembly.
AUGACAAAUGAUUCUUCAAACCUAACUACAGCUGAUGAAGCCAUAACGUUUCUGGUGAACCAAGGUAUUUAUGACUUCUGUGGAUUUCAACACUACACACGAUGUCGACGUCACUAUCCGUUCCUCGCCAUUGGCCUCUUAUUGAGAACAACAUCUGAUUUUUAGACUUUUGCUAAUAUAGAUCUAACAGCUCCCAAAGUUCGAAUAAAGGUCGAGACUGCUCUUGCUGUUGAGAAGAUCGAAAGUGUAGCUUUCAGUGAUGGACUUCAACCCGAACAACUGCUGAAUUUGGUCAAGCUAGGAACCAGUGGAAAAUAUGGUGAGUCAAAAUGUCAGAUGACCUCAGAUGUCGGUCGAGAUGUUGCACUAAUGUUACUUAUUACUCAUGUUACUUUCAAUUUCAAUUCACUUUCGUUACUCCUCUGUAGUAACCUAUUAAAAUGACCCCCCUGCUCCCUUAUCUGAAAAUGACCCCCCAAAACCAAUCUAGAUUUUGAAAAUGACCCCCAGCAAAAUGGCCAGCCCCCCAUCACAGGUAAUAUACGACCAGCCCCUAAGAGAAAUCUAUAACUCUCCCGUACUAUCUACUGAACUGUGCUUCUCUGAAAUAAUUUUUUAGGUGAUGGUAUCUCCUCGCGGAUUAUCAAGUGCCUCAUUCCUCAGGGGGCAGUUCCUUCAUUAGCUGUUGUGAUAGCUGUGUCCAGGAUUUGCACCAACAAACUGUCCAUGAACGUCAAGGUAUAGUUUUCGUAGUUUGCCCAUAAGUUGACUCCAUCGGCAAGUAUUGUCAAAUUUUAUGUGACUUAUUUUAUGUUAGUUUAUAUAUUGUUAUUGCAGUAAUCUAAUGUUUCUGUUAGUCAUUUUUAUAUUUUAUUUUAGAGGAAAUCCCGGAAAACCACUUUUAAAUAUGGAGGCCUCCUCUUAAAAUAUGUUUAUUUUUGUUAUUUGUAGUAGAAGUAGUAGGCAGGUUAUGUUUCUUUCAAUUAAAAAUAGGUGUCACGUUGACUGUGUGUACCACAGAAGGUCUUAAAUCAGUAAUCUUGACCCUAUUUAAAGUUAAAAAAAGGUUUCAAUUAAACAUUGGUUAUCUUUUUGCGGUCCAAAACAAAAUAUCCAGUAACCCAAAAAAAGGAGUGAACAGAGCAAUGCCUUUAUUCCUUUUCAGUUUUGUAAUAUGGUAUAUUCAUUUUGUUAACCUUUUUUAGGCUCUGUUGGUUCGGUGGACAUUAAUCAUUUUCAACCUUAUUGAUGACUUGAGAGAUGUUCAUUCCUUAUAUGGGAUCCUUUUCCUCUUCUUGGAAAGUGAUUUACUGGUGAGUUUAUUUCCAUUGCAGGGCCACUAGUUUAUCAGUUUUUCUUGUAACUCUUAAGUGUCCCUUCUCAAAAUAAAGUCUCCAUGCAGUUAUAUUUUUCCCCCUACUAUUUUUCUCACUAAUUAGUCAGUGUGACUUGAGGCAUGGUUUUGUUGGCAUGGCAACUUAUGUCCUGGAGGAGUUGACUUGCCAGCCAUGAGCCUAUUGAGGGCAUAACUCUAUUCUGUGCCAAAAGAAAAAGCCCCCAGGCAUCCCAGACGCUUAACCAGUAAUAAUAAUAAUUUUGAACCAGGAGAUGCUCCCACCAGGGACCCUGGUGGAAGGGUGAUUUUUAGAGAGGUACUGAAAAUAGAAAAGAUUAAAAGAUAAAAGGAAGAUUUAGUGUAAAACGAUAAAAAGCCACAUAAAAUUUCCUGCUCUAAAAACCUUUCACGAAAACCUUUCACGAAACCUACUUGUGCGAAUCCACAGAGUUAAUAUUUUGGUGACUGAAGAACAUAUCGAGAAAUUUGCAUAUUUUAGCAGUCUCACACUGAUUCUGUCCGAACUACCCCAAGUGAUGCAGAUGUUACAUAUUUCUUCUUAUGCUUGUCAUUAUGUGUGCAUUGUACAUAUAAACCAGCUGGGAUCAAUUCAUUGUAGUUAAAUCCCAGUCUUUCAAACUACCUCCCAGGGAAAGAAAGUUUGUUUGGUUUGUAGGGAGAUUUAAAAAAAUUGUAGGUUUAAAAGUGCUAGGAAAGGGAAGUCGUUUUGGUUCCAGUUUUCAGGGGAUUCAGGAAAACAAUGCAAAUGUAUGAGAAAUCAGACCAUGUGUGAAAAUGACAUUUACUUUUAAAACUUUCCCAAAGUUAAUUAUUGAUUUUGUUUGCUUGCUUUUAGUGCCCACAUAUUUGCCAUCUACUCUACUACCUGACACGAAAGGGGGAUGGUAUGAAUUAUUUGAAACUCUUUGCAAAGAUUAAUACAUUAGCAUUUUUGGAGAAUCUUUAUGUUUUCUAUGCCAUUUUGUAAGUUACACAGUUCUAAUUUGCUUUUUAAUUUUUGUUAGUGCGACCAUUCAGGAUCAGAAAGCUUUUGGAUCUACAAAAUCGUUUGGUGAGUUUUGCCUCAGGCUCAUCAUAGAUUCUGUCUUAUUAUGAGGCUUCCUUCCUGGUUUUGUCGUGGAUUAUACAUGUAAAUUAACUAAUGAUAAUAAGGAAAUUAUUGUAUAGGACAACCCUCCAAGCUGCGACCACUUUAGGUGCCAUGGCGACUAAAAUUUUGGUUCUGGCGACUUGAUUCAGAAAAUAGUCGCCAAGUUUACGACCAGAGAAAACUGAUACUUAUAGAAACGACAUGGAUGUUACUCGACAUGGAUUAUAAGCUACCGUGUACACUUGUGAAAACAGUAAAUGCCGUUUAGAAACAUUGUUUUGGCUGAAUAAUACCCUUCUUAAGCCCAAAUUAAUUCUUAACCAAUUAUUAAAACUUUAAUUAUUGAUAUAUAUUUUGGCGCCUAAAAAAAUCCUUUGGCGACUGAACCUAAAGAGUUGGUCGCCAAAUGGCCACCAAAGGGAAAAUUUAAUUUGGAGGGUUGUAGGACUGGUUUUGCUAAAUAAACUAUUAUCCCUUGUAAAACUGUGUUAACUAAUACCAUCUACUGACGUGAUACAACUCACUUCGACUCUGAAGAUGAUCUAACCCCACAGGUUGUCAAAACGUCAGUCACUGUCAACAACAGUCCUAUUGAGGACUUCCUACACCCAGGUGAUCAUACUCAACCUAUUUAUAUAUCCCUUGUAUUUAUUUUCAUUUUUCAGGGGAUCAAACCUUACCUGGCUGGCUUACUCUCUGUGUACAAAAUACACUGUCCAAACCUUGUUACCAUUGCUAUGCCAGCCUCAAAUAAGGUACUGUCAGUCCACCCACUUACUUUAGACACCAUCAUGAAAGAGCUCAGUGUCCCCACUGUUCACGUCACGGGCGUGUUACAGGGGCCGGUGUUAGUAUUACUCUUAAUAUGUAGAUUUAAGUAAAGAGUAUGGAAAGUUUAGAACCAAGAGAGCUGUCUGUAAAUUAAUUCAAAGGUAUUUUUACGGACUACUAUGGAUGUGUUUGACUUUGUGCAGGGUUUAAAUAUGGAGUGGACAAGCCCCUGUAACCCUAUCGCUGAGUUAGUGUUAUUCAGUGAGAUUACAGGUGUUGACUUGAUUCAGGUUUUGUUAACUUCUGGGUCAAUAAAGAGAUGUUUAUUAAAUAUUUAUCAAAUAUACUUAUUUAUUUAUUAUCAAAUUUAUCUGCUUAUUAAUUAGUUGAGCAAUGAUUUCUUUCACUUGUUUGCUUGAUUUGUUACAUCAAAGUAAAUUGUAGAGACUGUUAACCUAUUCUGUAGUGAGUUAUAUAUAAUCAGAAUCAGUCUCAGAGCAUGUUUGAACAGGAUUUGUCACACUAAGUGGAGGGAACUUAAAUUGGUCAACACUAUUACAACUUUGGUUGGAUUUUUUUUUGCCAACCAAGUUUUUUUUAACCUUUUUGCUUUCACAGAAAUUGUGGUUCAAGCAAUCAGAUUCAUCUUGGAAAGAAGCAGUAAAGAAAGUUCAGGUACAUGUAAUUGAUGCAUUUGUGGAAAUCAGAUGAUGGAUGGAUAAAAGAGGAUUGAAAAAGGAGGGAGCAGAAAACUGAGAUGAUCUCUCUUCUUCCUCUGUCACUGAAUUAACGUUUGUGGGGACAGUGUAAAAUUUGUGCACCAGGAGCAUCUAAUUUUAAGUGAAUUUCUUUAUAAAGUAAAACAAAACUUCCAGAGAAAAGUUGCGCAACAGUCUCCUUGUUAACCCUCUCCCCCAAAAUAGGUAGCUACAUUCUUGGUAGAGCACUAGCCUAGCUUAGUCUGGAAGAGGUAGUCUGUGUGGCUAGUUUUCAAAAGGUUUAGGGAGGGAAGUUAAUCAGGCAUCUCGGAAUGAAGCAGUUAAGAAAGUUCAGGAAUACUAGGGGUCCCUUCCCUCUCUUGUUUUUAAGCACCUAACAAGGUUCCCCAGGUAUAGCAUUAACCAGUGUUCAUUUAGGCAUUAGAGAUUGGAGAAUUGUACACUUACCCUGCAGAGUUCUCCAGCUAAUGGUCUAUAGCCUAUGAACAUUUUUUACUCGCACGUGGAGCCUGUUUAAAAAUAUUCUCCUGCAGCGUUACACCUUUCUCUUGCUACUAGAAUUCUUAAUGAAAACCCUGAUUUAACACUUUGUCAGUAAAUCAAUGAAGACCUUGUCUCAGUUCACAUGAUCCUCUUCCGGUCAUUUUGUUUGAACGCUAUUUACUAUGCCCAUUUUUUUUUCCAGAGCAAAUAUAAUCAUCAAACUUCAUUGGAUAGCUACUUCCUUAGAGCUGAAAAACCAGACAAAGCUCCGGUAAGAAAUUAUGUUCCUGAGCAAGUAACAGGUGUACAGCUCUUAACAUUGUCUGUUCUUUUAUUCUUAUACUGUCAAUAAUUAUUUUUUAAGAUAGAAUUAUUCAUAAUUUAAUACUUUGUCAUAAGUUUCCUCCGACAAGAAUAAGUACUAAAUCCUUCCUUCUAUCCGUUUAUUUACCUAUUCAUUCAGUUACCGCAUGUGUUUUUUUCCAUAUCUGUUACUGGUCAAAAUUAGAUUCAGGCUAAAAUUUUUUAACCGAGGUUGAUUCUCUAUCUCCUUUGUCUCCUAGCCCUGAAUAUUCAUGAAUUAGGAUGAGGAGACAACUGAGGAAACUGACAAUCAACCUAGGUUGACAAAUUUUUACCUGAAAUAAAAUUUUAUCCUGUAACAUAUCCAUCACACAUCCAUUCUUAAGAGGAGUACUGAAAGUUUUUCUGCGCAGCUGACCUUGAAAGUAUGUAUUGCAAAAGAUCUCCAGUUGUGUUCACAAACGUAUAUACAAUAUCUGCAAACUAUUAAACCAUGAUUUUUGGUAUUGUAAAAAUUUAGGGGUUGAUUUAGUAUAAAGUUUAAAAGGUCACAAUGUAAAAUGUACAAUUUACUAGUAGUUAAGAGCAGAGUUUAAAAGAUCACAAUUUACCCUCAUUUCUUUAAUUGGUCCCGCUUUCUCUUAAAUAAUGUCACGAGCGCCGUUCUACACAUGACGUAAAAUUUAUGAAAAGGCAUCUGUUUGCUUCAGUCCAAAAAUUCCCCGCACUAACGUCCACUGCCUUACCCCCUCCCCCCUAAACGUCCAGUUGACGUUAAGCGGAGGAAAAGUGCAUACUGUAAUGUUCCGAAAGUAACGGCCCCUCGAAAGUAGCAAAGCUCCGAAAGUAGCGAUAAAAUGUCACAGGUGUUAGCAAAUCUCGAAAGUAGGAUCCUCCCGAAAAUAACGACCCUCCGAAAGUAGAGACCUCAAAUCCUGAACGAAUUAAAUGCCACACUGAUCCGAGGUUUAUCAAUAUAAAUGAUUAUGUCACAUUCGUAUUCAUAACCCUAAAGGUACAGGAUAAACAUUACCUUUUUUCAAAAAAGUAUUCCUUUCACAUUUUUUGCGAAUUUAUUUUUUGAAGUGCCCAUGUGGAGUACACGUUUUAGCCAGCCGAAAGUAACGAGCCUCCGAAAGUAGCGAAAGCACAAGGGUGCUAAAUCCGAAAGUAACGAGGGUCGUUACUUCCGGAACUUCACGGUAUGUUAACGGCUCCUAAUUGUAGGGAGUUAUGGGCUGCUGCUGUAGUAACUACCCUUUGUGAGUGACGCUGUUGUACUUGCAGGCAGCCAAGAGAAGGAAGCUGAGAAGUAGCAGCAUUCCCGUAGUACAAACCACCUCCAUAUCUGAAAAGAAAAUCUCCGUUGAACAGCUUUCUUCUUUUAACGAUCUUCUAGGAAAUAUCGACAGCAUUGAGGUGCAUCUUACUCCUUGAUAUGACCAUAUUUUAGAAGAGGACUGGUUUUGAAAAGCUGGUUUUAUUCUUUUUCGACCCGACUGAAUUAGAUAUGUUUCUCCACGGUUUUUCGCAGUUUCCAAGUCAAGUCGCCUGUGUCCUGAAUUCGCCGUUUUUACAGCAUGUCCUUACCUUUAACCCAGAUUUUGUGAUGCUUCAAAGACUGAACUUUUGGCUCAAUCAUUCUCUAUAUGAAGGUAAUCACUCUUCACUCAAAUUUGUUAUGUGCCCGGCAAAACAAAAAGCUGAGGUUGCUCACUUAGACAGUCUCGUCAAUUUGGGAUAGGUGUGUGUCUCGAAGUUUCUUAAAGCCUGAAUCGAGGUGGACUUAGUAUGAAUUCAUUCUGAGGUCAUUAAACAUUCUCCUUGGUGUGGAUGCUUUUCCGUGGUCAAUAUCUUCUUUUCUUGGUUUACGUAUUGGCUGAUCAAACCUGAACAAAAUGCUUUAGCCGCAUCUACCAAAAAUCAGAAAAAGGCCGAUCGGUCAGGUCAUGCAUUUGGAAAACAAAAAGGGGUUUUUCCUGAUCUUGAGAGUUUUCGCUAAAAACCUAGCCUGUAUAGCUGUCUGUUUUGUUGUGAGAAGCGCCCAACGUCGCUUCGUCGCUCAUCUUGCGUGCUCACCAACAAAGCCGCCAGGCUACGCAGGCUACUAAAGCCGAUCACAGACUAUUUAACAAUUAUUCCACGAGUGCGCGUUGGAUAUGAGAUGGUAUAUAGUGCGUAGCGCCGAAUUGGCUAUAAUCAUCUUAUAUCAGCCAAGCGCGAGUGGAAUAAUUGUUUUGUUAAAAACGUUAAAGGUCGAGACUGCUCUUGCUGUUGAGAAGAUCGAAAGUGUAGCUUUCAGUGAUGGACUUCAACCCGAACAACUGCUGAAUUUGGUCAAGCUAGGAACCAGUGGAAAAUAUGGUGAGUCAAAAUGUCAGGUGACCUCAGGACCCAGUUGUUAGAAGGUCUAUUAGCGCUUAACCCACGGUUAAAUUUAACCCUGCUCUCUUUUUCUUGUGUUCAAAAGCAUUUUCUUGGAUAAUUUUCUCUGUUAUUUUUAGAGCUUCCAAUCAUCAACUUGUAGACGAAAACAAUUAAACUGAAUUUACUUUUUAAGCUUUCAAAUCUGAAUUCAAAUUUCGCACUAAUCCCAGGUUAUCUUAACCCAGCUUUGAACAACCCGGCCCAGAUGUCAGUCGAGAUGUUGCACUAAUGUUACUAAUUACUCACGUUAGAGUGGUUUUCACUUGACUGUCGUAAAACCAAAACCAAAGUAAAUACACUAGCCAACCAAAGGACGUCGUAAAACCAAAACCAAAACCAAAACCAAUCCCAAUUCGACAGUCAAGUGAAAACCGCUCUACUUUCAAUUUCAAUUCACUUUCGUUACUCCUCUGUAGUAACUUGUUAAAAUGACCCCCCUGCUCCCUUUAUCUGAAAAUGACCCCCCAAACCAAUCUAGAUUUUGAAAAUGACCCCCAGCAAAAUGGCCAGCCCCCAUCACAGGUAAUAUAUGACCAGCCCCUAAGAGAAAUCUAUAACUCUCCCGUACUAUCUACUGAACUGUGCUUCUCUGAAAUAAUUUUUCAGGUGACGGUAUCUCCUCGCGGAUUGUCAAGUGCCUCAUUCCUCAGGGGGCAGUUCCUUCAUUAGCUGUUGUGAUAGCUGUGUCCAGGAUUUGUACCAACAAACUGUCCAUGAACGUCAAGGUAUAGUUUUGGUAGUUUGCCCAUAAGUUGACUCUAUAGGCAGGUAUUGUCAAAUUUUAUGUGACUUCUUUUAUGUUAGUUUUUAUAUUGUUAUUGCAGUAAUCUAAUGUUUCUGUUAGUCAUUUUUAUAUUUUAUUUUAGAGGAACCCCCUGAAAACCACUUUAAAAAAGAGGCCUGCUCUUAAAAUAUGUUUAUUUUUAUUAUUUGUAGUAGAAGUAGUAGGCAGGUUAUGUUUCUUUCAAUUAAAGAUAGGUGUCACGGUGACCGUGUGUGCUACAGCAACUGAAGGUCUUAAAUCAGUUAAUCUUGACCCUAUUUAAAUGUCUAAAAAAGUUUCAAUUAAACAUUGGUUAUCUUUUUGAGGUCCAAAACAAUAUAUCCAGUAACCCAAAAAAGGGGUGAAUGGCACAACACCUUUAUUCCUUUUCAGUUUUGUAAUAUGGUAUAUUCAUUUUGUUAACCUUUUUUAGGCUCUGUUGGUUCGGUGGAUGUUAAUCAUUUUCAGCCUUAUUGAUGACUUGAGAGAUGUUCAUUCCUUAUAUGGGAUCCUUUUCCUCUUCUUGGAAAGUGAUUUACUGGUAGGUUUAUUUCCCUUGCAGGGCCACUAGUUUUUCAAUUUUUCUUGUAACUCUUAAGUGUCCCUUCUCAAAAUAAAGUCUCCAUGCAUUUUUAUUUUUUUCCCCUAUUAUUUUUCUCACUGGUUAGUCAUUGUGACUUGAGGCAUGGUUCUGUUGGCAUGGCAACUCAUUGCCUGGAGGAGUCAACUUGCCAGCCAUGGGGGCAUAACUCUAUUCUGUGCCAAAAGAAAAAGCCCCCAGGCAUCCCAGACACUUAACCAGUGAUAAUAAUAAUUUUUAACCAGGAGACUCUCCCACCAGGGGGAUUUUUAGAGAGGUCCUGAAUAUAGAAAAGAUUAAAAGAUAAAAAGAAGACUUAGCUUAAAACGAUAAAAAGCCACUGACAAAAAAUUUCCUGCUCUAAAAACCUUUCAGGAAACCUACUUGCAGGAAUCCAUAGAGUUAGUAUUUUGGUGACUGAAGAACAUAUUGAGAAAUUUCCAUAUUUUAGCAGUCUUACACUGAUUCUGUCUGAACCACCCCAAGUGAUGCAGAUGUUACAUAUUGCUUCUUAAUAUGCUUGUCAUUAUGUGUGCAUUGUAUGUAUAAACCAGCUGGGAUUGAUUCAUUGUAGUUAAAUCCCAGUUUUUCAAACUACUUCCCAGGGAAAGAAAGUUUGUUUCGGUUGUAGGGAGGUUAAAAAAAAUGUAGGUUUAAAAAUGCUUAUAUGCCCAGGAAAGGGAAGUUGUCUUGGUUCCCAUUUUCAGGGGAUUCAGGAAAACAAUGCAAAUGUACGAGAAAUCAGACUGUGUGUGAAAAAGGCUUGUAGUUUUAAAUUUUCCCAAAAUUAAUUAUUGAUUUUGUUUGCUUUUAGUUCCCACAUAUUUGCCAUCUACUCUACUACCUGACAAGAAAGGAGGAUGGUAUGAUUUAUUUGAAACUCUUUGCAAAGAUUAAUACAUAAGCAUUUUUGGAGAAUCUUGAUGUUUUCUAUGCCAUUUUGUAAGUUACACAGUUCUAAUUUGCUUUUUAAUAAAAAUUUUUGUUAGUGCGACCAUUCAGGAUCAGAAAGCUUUUGGAUCUGCAAAAUCGUUUGGUGAGUUUUGCCUCAGGCUUAUCAUAGAUUCUGGCUUAUUAUGGGGCUUCCUCUGUUCCUUCCUGGUUUUGAUCAUGGAUUAUACAUGUAACCUGUAAAUUAACUAAUGAUAAUAAGGAAAUUAUUGUAUAGGACAACCCUCCAAGCUGCAACCACUUUAGGCGCCAUGGCGACUAAAAUUUUGGUUCUGGCGACUUGAUUCGGAAAAUAGUCGCCAAGUUGACAACCAGAGAAAACUGAUACUUAUAGAAACGACAUGGAUGUUACUCGACAUGGAUUAUAAGUUACCGUGUACACUUGUGAAAACAAUAAAUGCCUUUUAGAAACAUUGUUUUGGCUGAAUAAUACCCUUCUUAAGCCCAAAUUAAUUCUUAACCAAUUAUUAAAACUUUAAUUAUUGAUAUAUAUUUUGGUGCCUAAAAAUAUGGCGACUGAACCUAAAGAGUAGGUCGCCAAAUGGCCACCAAAUGGAAAAUUUAAUUUGGAGGGUUGCAGUACUGGUUUUGCUUUAAACUAUUAUUCCUUGUAAAACUGUGUUUACUAAUACCAUCUACUAACGUGAUACAACUCACUUCGACUCUGAAGAUGACUUAACCCCACAGGUUGUCGAAACGUCAGUCACUGUCAACAACAGUCCUAUUCAGGACUACCUUGACCCAGAUGAUCAUACUCAACCUAUUUAUAUAUCCCUUGCAUUUAUUUUCAUUUUUCAGGGGAUCAAACCUUACUUGGCUGGCUUACUCUCUGUGUACAAAAUACACUGUCCAAACCUUGUUACCAUUGCUAUGCCAGCCUCAAAUAAGGUACUGUCAGUCCACCCACUUUAUACUUUAGACACCAUCAUGAAAGAGCUCAGUGUCCCCCUGUCCACGUCACAGGCGUGUUACACAGUGUUCUCCUUGUCAGGCGGUAACCGGUAAAAUUUACCGCUUGAAGCAACACUUCUUACCGUCUGCAACGUCUUGAAGUGUAAAUUGUUGCAAAAAAUAUGCAAGUUGUGAUCCAAGCCGAUCCCCACAAGAAAAGGAAAUGAAUACGGAAAAACACAGCUAUUUUCCAUAAUUACUUUAUUUAAAUGCUGACUGGCACCUUUCAAAGAACUGCAAGCUAACGAUUUUUUCGUGGGCUUCUGUUCCAAUUCUAAGCUUUUUCGACCAGCAGGAAAAGUUCACGACUUCUGCGACUUUUGUUACUAAAUUGACCCUAGCGGCAAAGGCAGCCUUCAUUCGUAAAAGUGUUUGUUUUGAGGUGUUUAAAAUACUUUUCGGCCAAUUGGUUGACAGGAUGCUGGAAAAUAAAAGCCUUCAUGAACGCGAAGCCCCUCCCCUGGCAGGAGAGUGCGCCUCUGGCACAUAUUUUUGGUCUUACCGGUGAAGAAUGGUCCCUUACCUGCUAAGCUAAAAUUAAGGGAGAACACUGGUUACAGGGGUAUUAGUAUUACUAUUAAUAUGUAGAUUUAAGUUAGGAGUAUGGAAAGUUUAGAACCAAGAGAGCUUUCUGUAAAUUAAUUCAAAGGUAUUUUUACUGACUACUAUGGAUGUGUUUGUGCAGGGUUUAAAUAUGAAGUGGACAAGCCCCUGUAACCGUAUCCCUAAGUUAGUGUUAUUCAGUGAGGUUACAGAUGUUGAUUUGAUUUAGGUUUUGUUGACUUCUGGGUCAAUAAAGAGAUGUUUAUUAAAUAUUUAUCAAGUAUACUUAUUUAUUUAUUAUCAAAUUUAUCUGCUAGUUAAUUAGUUAAGCAAUGAUUUCUUCCACUUGUUUGCUUGAUUUGUUACAUCAAAGUAAAUUCUAGAGACUGUUAACCUAUUCAGUAGUGAGUUAUAUAUAAUCAGAAUCAGUCUCAGAGCAUGUUUGAACAGGAUUUGGAACUUAAAUUGGUCAACACUAUUACAACUUUGGUUGGAUUUUUUUUUUGCCAACCAAGUUUUUUUUAACCCUUUUGCUUUCACAGAAAUUGUGGUUCAAGCAAUCAGAUUCAUCUUGGAAAGAAGCAGUAAAGAAAGUUCAGGUACAUGUAAUUGAUGCAUUUGUGGAAUUCAGAGGGUGGAUGGAUAAAAGAAGAUUGAAAAAGGAGGGAGCAGAAAACUGAGAUGAUCUCUCUUCUUCCUCUGUCACUGAAUUAACGUUUGUGGGGACAGUGUAAAAUUUGUGCACCAGGAGCAUCUAAUUUUAAGUGAUUUCUUUAUAAAGUAAAACAAAACUUCCAGACAAUAGUUGCACAAUAGUCUCCUAGUUAACCCUCUCCCCCAAAAUAGGUAGCUACAUUCUUGGUAGAGCACUAGCCUAGCUUAGUCUGGAAGAGGUAGUCUGUGUGGCUAGUUUUCAAAAGGGUUAGGGAGGGAAGUUAAUCAGGCAUCUCGGAAUGAAGCAGUAAAGAAAGUUCAGGAAUACUAGGGGUACUUUCCCUCUCUUGUUUUUAAGCACCUAACAAGGUUCCCCAGGUAUAGCAUCAACCAGUGUUCAUUUAGGCAUUAGAGAUCGGAGAAUUGUCCGCUUACCCCGCAGAAUUCUCCGGCUAAUGGUCAAUAGCCUAUGACCAUUUUUCACUCAGACGUGGAGCCUCUUUAAAAAUAUUCUCCUGCAACGUUACACCUUUCUCUUGCCACUAGAAUUCUAAUGAAAACCCUAAUUUAACACUUUGUCAGUGAAUCAAUGAAGACCUUGUCUAAGUUCACAUGAUCCUCUUCCGGUCAUUAUGUUUCAACACUAUUGACUAUGCUUAUUUUUUUUCCAGAGCAAAUAUAAUCAUCAAACUUCAUUGGAUAGCUACUUCCUUAGAGCUGAAAAACCACACAAAGCUCCGGUAAGAAAAUAGUUUCUGAGCAGGUAAUUAGCUCCUAACAUUGCUAGUUCAUAUUCUUAUACUGUUGGUGAUUAUUUUUUUAAGAUAUACUGUUAUUCAUAAUUUAUUACUUUGUUAUACGUUUUCCCCGACAAGAAUAAGUACUAAAUCCUUCCUUCUAUCCGUUUAUUUACUUAUUCAUUCAGUGACCGCAUGCGCUCUUGUCCACAUCUGUUACGGGUCAAAAUUGAAUUCAGGUUCAAAUUUUUCAACCUAGGAUGAUUCUCUAUUUUCCUUUGUCUCCUAGCCCUGAUUAUUCAUGAAUUAGGGUGAGGAGGCAAAGAAAAGUGAGAAUCAAUCUAGGUUGAAAAAUUUUACUGAUCCGAAAUAAAAUUUUAACCUGUAACAUAGCUAUCACUCAACAAUUCUUAAGAGGAGUGCGUACUAUACAGUACUGAAAGUGUUUUUCGCCCAGCUGACAUUGAAAGUAUGUAUUGAAAAAGAUCUCCAGUUGAGUUCACAAACGUAUAUGCAAUAUCAGAAAACUAACCAUAAUUUUUGGUGUUGUAAAAUUAAGGGGGUGAUUUAGGAUAAAGUUUAAAAGGUCACAAUGUAAAAUGUACAAUUUGCUAGUAGUUAAGAGCAGAGUUUAAAACAUCACAAUUUACCCUCAUUUCUUUAAUUGGUCCCGCUUUCUCUUAAAUAAUGUCACGAGCUCCGUUCUACACAUGACGUAAACUUUAUGAAAAGGCAUCAGUUUGCUUCAGUCCAAAAAUUCCCCAGACUAACGUCCACUGCCCUACCCCCUCCCCCCUAAACGUCCAGUUGACGUUAAGCGGGGGAAAAGUGAAUACCGGUAUGCUGACGGCUCCUAAUAGUAGCGAGUUAUGGGCUGCUGUAGUAACUACCCUUUGUGAGUGACGCUGUUAUACUUGCAGGUAGCCAAGAGAAGAAAGCUGAGAAGUAGCAGCAUUCCUGUAGUACAAACCACCUUCAUAUCUGAAAAGAAAACCUCUGUUGAACAGCUUUCUUCUUUUAACGAUCUUCUAGGAAAUAUUGACAGCAUUGAGGUGCGUCUUACUCCUUGAUAUGACCAUAUUUUAGAAGAGGACUGGUUUUGAAAAGCUGGUCUUAUUCUUUUUCGACUCGACUGAAUUAGAUAUGUUUCUCCACGGUUUUUCCACAGUUUCCAAGUCAAGUCGCCUGUGUCCUGAAUUCGCCGUUUCUACAGCAUGUGCUUACCUCUAACCCAGAUUUUGUGAUGCUUCAAAGACUGAACUUUUGGCUCAAUCAUUCUCUAUAUGAAGGUAAUCAGUCUUUCACUCAAAUUUGUUAUGUGCCCGGCAAAACAAAGAGCUGAGGUUGCUCACUUAGACAGUCUCGUCAAUUUGGGAUAGGUGUGUGUCUCGAAGUUUCUUAAAGCCUCAAUCAAGGUGGACUUAGUAUGAAUUCAUUCUGCAGUUAUUAAACAGUCUCCUUGCUGUGGAUGCUUUUCCGUGGUCAAUAUCUUCUUUUCUUGGUUUACGUAUUGGCUGAUCAAACCUGAAUAAAAUGCUUUAGCCGCAUCUACCAAAAAUCAGAAAAAGGCCGAUCGGUCAGGUCAUGCAUUUGGAAAACGAAAAGGGGUUUUUCCUGAUCUUGAGAGUUUUCGCUAAAAACCUAGCCUGUAUAGCUGUCUGUUUUGUUGUGAGAAGCGCCCAACGCCGCUUCGUCGCUCAUCUUGCGUGCUCACCAACAAAACCGCCAGGCUACGCAGGCUACUAAAGCCGAACACAGACUAUUUAACAAUUAUUCCACGAGUGCGCGUUGGAUAUGAGAUGGUAUAUAGUGCGUAGCGCCGAAUUGGCUAUAAUCAUCUUAUAUCAGCCAAGCGCGAGUGGAAUAAUUGUUUUGUUAAAAACGCCCGCAAAAUAUCGAGAAUUCUUCCCGACUCUAUUUGUAAAAACAACCAAUUCAGCUUGUUUUUAAUUUUGAUCAGACGCGUACAGUUACCCUAUUUGGAGGGCAUGGUAUAAUGGCUCAUAUACCAUGAUGGCUAUUCCAAUCAGAGCUCUAGAAUUGCAUUAUCCAGUAAUUCAGUUUUUAAUAAUUAGGAAUAGACUGGUCUAGUUGGACAGUCCUGAAUUGAGUGGAAUUCGGUUUACAACUGGACUGGCCGGCUGCAAAUUCUGACUUAUGAUACGUUCGUCUAGUGUUAAGACAGUAUCCGAGCCUGCUGCUCGUCGGAACGUUCUAAUUUGCCGUGGGUUUUUAUUUAUGUACCAGACUUUCUGAGUGGACCGUCAUCUGAGUCAGUGGAUCCAAACAGCCUAUUGUUGUUGCAAAAGUUGAAGCAGUUUACUUGUUUCCUUCAGGUAAGUUAUUUUGGAGUGAACUGUUCGCGCCCCUCUCUUAAUGCGUAUUGCCGUUUCCAAAAAGAAAGGGACUAUUUUGCAGUCUAACCAAAGGGAGGAAUGAGUGCUUUCUUAAAAAGCGUAUAGCCUGUGUCUUUCAGGGAUAUUACGGACUUAACGAUCCGACAACGUGACGACAGCGAAAACGUCGCUUCAAAUUUGAAUUUUCGUUGUUUCGGUCUUUAGUACGAUUACUCCAACUCACUUACUUUGUCAAAUGUAGGCAAACCCUCCCGGAGGUGAAUUUCUGAGAACCAUAUUCAGAUUUAGAAAGAGGAUAAAAUUUCGUCGUCGCUUGUUUACGUCCUCCCUAAACAGUAAAAUUAGGCAAUUUCACGUCGUAGUGGCGCAAAAACAGCAAAGAAAUGUACAAAAACGUGAGAUGCACCUGCAAAGUUGUUGUUUUGCCUACUAAACCUAUUGUUGUUUUUGACGUUCUCGUUGCCGUCGUGUAGUCGGAUCGUGAAAUCACUCGCGCCGAGCAACACGCGAAAGAAGCCCCUCGUGUCUCAGCCGCUCGAGACACGAGGGGCUUCUUUCGCGUGUUGCUCGGCGCGAGUGAUUUGCCACUCGAAUUAGAGUUCAGGUACAUCUGUACUUACGAAUUUUAUAUGCGCUGAAUGUAUCCCCAAACAGACACUACGCAAAGCGACUGUGUUUUCCAGCACUAGAGUUUUUCCUGCCUAGCGCGUAGCAGGCCCCGGUUUUAAAGGCAAAGGGAGAUUUUCGACUACGUGCGAGCGCGCGAGGGCAGAAACUGAAGGAGAGGAGGCCCUUCUCCCCUUCGCGUGUUUCACUCUCGCGCUCUAUAAAACCUAACCAAAUAAUCUAACCUGUGCCUACCAUGCGGGCUAUAGAGUUUUGACAUGGUUGCCACAGGUCAGGAAAUGGUUACGAAAAAAAUUUCUUCAAGCCAAGGUCAGGGAAUUAAGGGAGUCCGAGAAAAUUUAAGUAUUUGAAAGAAGUUAGGGAAAAGUGAAAUUUUAAGAGUACAUAUUUAUUAUUUUCCCUCUACUUUUAUUGUUUUCUAACAUUUAAAAUUCUUUUGUACAUUUUACGGGCAAGAGUCAUGUUGUGUUGAUAGAAAAUUGUUCGUGAAAUUGAACGUUGUGCUGAUGCUGGGUUUUCAAGAAAAUCAAUCCCAUUUGCACGAUAUCUUAAGGAACUAUCGAUUCAUGUACACUGCACCUGACUUGCUGAAAGCAUAUAUAAAUGGGUGGAGAGGAUGGCUGUUUGAGGAGAGGAUGGAGGCCAUCAUCAGGACUAAUUUGUGAAACUGUUAAUUCAGUUGGUCAGGGAAAUUUAUAUUUGUCAGGAAAAAGUCAGGGAAUUGCUGUUGCUGUGGCAACCAUGCAUGUUUGAGAUUGAUGGAAACUUCAUAUGCUCUUUCGAAGCACAUAUGAAAUUAGCCGUCUGUAGAAUGAUAUAAUUGCGAAUGCGCUAAAAUGUGGAGAUAAGAGUCUAGUUACUCUAGUUCAUGUCAGUCUCUAAUUAGUUUGCAGUACGUACACUUUUUGUCCUUUCUCUAGGAGUCAAUUCCGGCCGUUGAAGCAUUCCUGGUUCGCUAUCUUUAUACCUGGAAUGGUUUGGACUUUAGGCCACUGGUGCUCCAACUUGUUACUCGUCUUAGCCUGUGGCCUUUUCAGCGUGAGUUAUAGUCUUUGCAGUUGAUCGCCAAUUUUCUUUCUUUUCUCUUUUGUACAGCACAUCAUCCGCCUCUGAUGUACCAGUACUUCGUUCCAAAUUGCUUAAAAACCGUUGUAAGAAAUAACUGAGAAACCAAAAUAGCUUGAUCUCUUCAUCCGUUUUCAGGCACAUUGGCAUUUUUGUCCCUUUUCGUUUUUAUUUGUGACGAAGUCCAUGUGACCAAAUAGGGUGGGCGCCGACAUUAUCACCCUCACGGAAUUUCUUGCGUUGCCUUUUUUAAAGCUAUAUUAUAGAAAACGAGUUAACUUAAUCUUAGCCUGCGAAAACAGCCGUUUCUCCUCGCUCUUCGCCGCUGAGGACGUUUCGCGAGGAAUAACGACGAGAAACGGCUGUUUUCGCAGGCUAACUUAAGCUCCAACCACUGGUUGGAAGCUCCGAUGCAAAAUUACGAACAUUUCAUGAACGUGCUUGUCGGACUGUGUGCUUGUCUUUUGCAGGUUUGAACGACUUGGUUCUUGAGCCUCUUAGAAAGCUUUUCUUCUCCUCUCAAGUUUAUGUGAAGGUUAGUCAGUACUUGUCUUUUUUUCUUUCGGGAAAAUGUUAACCGGGGGUCUCAACUGAAGCUAACUGAGUUUUGUGAUUUCACUUUCUACGGUAGUAACGUGUGUUUAGUGAGUUACGAUAGAACGCUUUCUGGAAUUGUGUUAUAACUAAUCGAGCAACUGCUAAGAAAAUUUUUCAAAACCACCGACAUCAUUCGUCGUGACCGUUUAAUUUGAUUAAUAUAUGGUCGCCUAGGUCAUAAACAAAGCAUGUCCGCGUCAAAAUGCUAUAUACAGCUAUUUCGAGAAAGGUUGUCAGAAAAAAUGUGCACGCGACAAUCGCGAAAGGUACUAUGGGAUAUGAUCAAUACACUGUUCCUGACACUGUAGUUGUCGAACCUACUUUUACUGCUUUCCUUUAGCACUCACAGACAUACGUCCAUGGCCUCUCAUGCAACUCUUUCAAAUUUCCUUGAAGAAUUUGAGUGAACACAAAACCACCCAAAAAUACCUUACGGGAUGGUCGCGUGCACUUUUCCCGACAACCUUUCCCGAAAUAGCUAUAUACAACUUUUCCAACAAAUCAAAAUAAAACUAAGACGCAAAGAGGCACUUUACUCCCCAUGCAGUUUGAGUGGUCAAUGAUGUAAACAUACUGAGGGUCAUUUUUUUAUAUUUAUUGUUGCUAUGAAUAUUAUUAUAGUUGUUGUUAUUCAUUCGUUUUUUGAUUAAUACUGAUGUAGUGCCAAGUGUUGUACUGCUUCACUGAGCUGCUGAGAAAUUUCCUGGCUGUUGAGUUACCACGGCAACAGGAAUUACUUCAGGAGGAGCAAUCUAAGAGAGCACGUGACUUAACUAGGUAAGAAUCAUUUAUCAGACACGCAUUCGGGGCAGAGAGGGGUGGAGAAGACGAAAUUUCGCCCCCGUCCAUGCGCUCACCUUAAGAAGACAAACAAGGAGACUGGGGAUUAGUUAAAGAACGGGAGAGGGGAGACUGGUGUCUGUUGUAUGUCUAGCUGAUUUUUGAAAACAUACUUGCCGAAAUUGUAGCCGUUUCACUGACAAGAAGCUAAAAAGGCAAGUUUCUUGCAUCCGAUAAGCGCGAAAAACUACACCAAGAAAGGAGAAGCAGAGGAAUAAUAGACAUAGCGGGGAGAAAAAAAGGAGGCGAAGAGAAAAAAUGCAAUGGUCGCACUCUCAAUUUUUAUAAAAUUAUAAAAAAAACUACUUGGUUGUAGCGGUUUAAAAAAUCCGGCUAGAUCUAUGUAAUGUAUUUUUUUCGUCUGGGAGUUGUUCAGUGUUAUUAAAACAAGGAAAAUUGAAAUAAACUCAAAUUCUGUUAGUUCAAAAAUGUCGUUGACAAAACUCUUUUAAAAACCUUUUUUAGUGCCUAUCUGUAUGUAUGUGUCAUNUUGUAGCGGUUUAAAAAAUCCGGCUAGAUCUAUGUAAUGUAUUUUUUCGUCUGGGAGUUGUUCAGUGUUAUUAAAACAAGGAAAAUUGAAAUAAACUCAAAUUCUGUUAGUUCAAAAAUGUCGUUGACAAAACUCUUUUAAAAACCUUUUUUAGUGCCUAUCUGUAUGUAUGUGUCAUCGUUCAAUUUCGACUCUGGUUUAAAUUGUAUUUUCCUCUGUUUUGGGGUAUGGUAAAUGUAUGAUGAUGAGUUUGCAAUAAAGGAGAAAAAAAGUGUAAAUUAGUCAAGGACAAAAUGAAACCACGACAUGUAUAUUUUGGUUUUUACUGAAUCUGCAUUUAGUUUUGACGUCUCCAUUUUUCCCAAAAUGUCCAGUUUAUCACUAAUUUUAGUUGAUGCUUACAGAAGAACAUCUAACGUUAGUUCCUGAUCUUUAUUACAGCGUAUCGUUAUUUGUUGAAGAUGAAGCAGAGUCGUUUGAUCCACUCAAGACAAUCUAUGACUUCAUUCACUUUGUGGACAGGAUCUGUGUCGUUUCGCUUCAGGUAUAAGACGGAACCAGGAGAGAAUGAUGUGACAGAAAGGAAAACGCUCAGUCUAGCCCUUGGGAUAUGUGAACUUUCUCCAAAGUUAUUUUUAGACCAACUAAACGCUUGAAUUAAUGGAAAGGUGAUUUCCGGAGAGGUCCUCAAACUUUACUCAGUGCUGUCAAGAGUUAAUUCAACAGUCGCUAUAUAAUACAACAUUCUGCAUUUUUUGCUUUGAGGUAGUCGCGCAGAGACUAGUGAUGACAUUUCAAACAAGCAAUUAUGAUUUGCUCCGGGAUGUUUAAUUACAAGCUCUUAAAAUAACUUAAGUCAGUGGAAUUCACAUAUCCCGGCCAGUGUCCUAAGAUUUCCUCUCCGUCCCAUUAUUCUCUCUAGACGUAACUAAUCUACCUAUCUAUUUCGAGCGCACCCGCGGUAAUUUUACAAUUCUGUCCCAUUCCCAUCUGUUGGCCAUGAAAGAUGCAAGAUCCUCCCUCGAAAGACCGGUGUCACUCUCUAGAUGGUCAAUAAAUAUUGUUGCUGGGCGCUCUCUUGAGCGACUGCCGCGUUUUGGAUCCCAAAGAAGUAGUUGGGAAACAGUCUCAUUCUUGCUUCUCCAACAGUGGGCAAUAAACCUCAGCCGACGCAUCUGGAGACUUGUUGAAAUUGGAGGCAGAUCUCCGUAAAGCUCCUUGUUAGAUAUAUGAUCUCUCAAGCUUAUGUUCAGAUCAGCACGUAGCAGCCUUGUGAAGCAGCCAUCAAGUUGUUUUUGUAGUGCAAAUAAAGGCAUGCAAAACAAGGUCACAUGCGCAACUGUAAGUUUUCUGUGAAAAUGUGCAGUAGCCGUGAAGAGAGGCACAAAAAAACGACACAACUUGAGUGCGACGGCGGAAAAAAUUAACCAAAACAACAACAACAACAACAAAAUAGCGGAACCGGCUUUUUUCGGGAAAUGGUACUUCCAGAAAAACCUACUAUGGAUGAAAAACACUGGAAAACGUGUGAUUUGUGAAAAAGGAAAGCGAAUUGUCUCCGAAUCCAGCGGUUUUGUAAGAGCGACACUUGGUCAAAAAGUGAUAAGGAAACCAUUUAGGUCUCGUUUUUGUUCCGUUUUCCUUCGAUUUAUCGCAAACGAUUAACGCUGGAGUUACAGAUUGGAACAGUGUUAAGUGUUUUGUCUGUUUAUUUUCCAGGUUGAAGGAGACCACGCCCUUUUACAACACUGGAUUCUGAAUUUUUUUGAGCUGGUGAGUUGGAACACUCCGGGCGCUUUCCAUUCAACCCAAAAUUCUGGAAAUUUCGGUUGGUACAUCAAAUGGAACGGACCAUUUCGGUUUGGUCCGACCGGAAUAUUCGGGACCAGCCUUGAAGGUGGUCAACUUUGACCAAUCUGGUUAUUUCGGUCGGUCGGACUGAAAUGUCCCUUUCCAUUUGACAAAACUGUUGUCCCCAGUACCGCUGUUUUGUAUCCUGCUUACAAGAACAAUAACCAAACGCGUGGUGGCUUGGAUCGGGUCUGUGCAACCGGAAUGUACCGUUGCAUUGGGCACGUGAAAUUUCCGAAAUUUCAAACCAGGAUUUUUGUUGAAUGGAAAGCGCCCCCUGUUCCAAAAUUAAUGAAGAAUUCCCUAUUUCAGAAAUAAGGGGAAUAGGUACAAGCUUUAGGCGCAACGAUUUGUUGGAUUUUUUGGGUGGAUAAGGGCUACUUAUGAUUGGUUAAUAGUUGCCUUGAAUACCAUCGACCGACCAGUCAUAACUAACUCUUGUCCAUUCAAAUGAUCCCAGAAAUCACUGCGCCCAAAGCUCAUACCCAUUCUCCCUGGGGUUCCUGAACUGGAGAAUUGGUUCAUGCCUAGCGAGACCAGUUGGAGGAAAGGUCCCAAGAGAGGAUGGGCAGGGAUCCUCUCUCUUGGACCCUUGCUCCAGCUCGCACGCAUAUAGCUCAAUCCUUAUGUGCCUCCCUCAAACAUCUCGUGCUCUCUACGCCAGGGUGAGUUGCUCGAGGCAUUGUCAAGGUCAAUUUUAGCCAGAGAGGAUAAAGAUCCUCUCUUGAUUUUAGCUUGUCGAGUACUCUCCAAACUUCCCCCAAAUUCCAAAUAAGUUGACUUAAAUGAAUUUUUUUUAAAUGGGAUUACAAGGCCGUUCUGGAACCACUUUUGUCUAAGACGCACCUUGAUUGAAGAUUAGUUUGUUGCCCAUUCUGCAUAUUUGUCUUUGUUUUUCGAUCUUUCAGGUGUCAACUUCCCACAGGCAGUUUUCUCUUCCUUUUGUGCUGAUUCCUUCGUCAGGAAUCAUCUACAGAAUGCUGUUUUCAAAUAAUUCUAUGGCAGUCUCAAGAUUAUGUCAUAUCAUUGUCAAGUAAGUACUCAACUGAGGAAAAAAGGCGAGGGGCCUGUCGAUUCAGGCUAAAAAUAUUAGACCGGAAAAUUCGAUCACCCAGGGCCGUUCAAUAUUUUCGCUCAAUUCACACGGACCUAUAUACGGCUAAGCGUCUACAUUUUCGUACGGUUAAUGUUGUUCCGUGUGAACGGAAAAACUAACUGCACGACGUUUCAACCGGUUCGGUGCUGUGCGGUGUACACGUGUCCUCAAACUAAGUUCGAUAGAGUGAUUUUCGUAUGACCUUGAAAAAUGGUUUCGGUAAGUUUUCGUUAUUUGUUUUUUCAUCCAAUGGAUGAAAAGAUCAAAACAUGGACUCUUCGUUUUCCAGCCAAAGAAAACCCUAAUAUGGAAAAGGCAUUGUUCGAUUGGCCAAUCGUGUUGAAGUAUGACGUCAAAGCAAAUUAUCGGUUGAUUUCUAGAAAGUUCUCGGGCAUGAAGUUUUUUCACCCGAGCGUUCGUUUAACCAACGAAAAGCCACACGCGCGUUCGUAUCCGUUCAAUAAACCAACCAAGUCGCUCUCUUUCCGUUCGUUUGUUGUUUCUGUUUUGUUGGCGAGUUUUGAUUUUGAGGUGAUACGAAAAUCGCUCUAACAACGGGCAAUGCAAAUGAAAUGGGACGUCUCGUUGAGGACGUGAACACACGGUUAUGAGUUUUCCUUUCUCGUUUUAAAGUUGGACGCGUCCCCUAAUAAUGAAACUCCAGAAAAAUUCGCCUACAUACCUUUGGACAAAAUGAUUGGAUUAAAGUAAUCGCCAUGACGGCUGAACCAACGUCGUUUCAUAAGCUGAAGUAACCACGGCGACAACGACGACGAUCAAGACAACAGCUCUGCACGUGCGUCACGCUUUUUAGUACAUUUCUUUGACGUCCACUGCACGACUACGACGUGAAACCUCCUAAUGCGUCGUUUUAUGGAGGAAGUGAACACACGACGACGAACUUUCCUUUCUCUUUUUGAAACUGGAUAAAAUCCUUAAGAAUUCAACUUCAGGAAAAAUCGCCUACUUUUGACAAAUUGAGCAGUCCAAAUAGACGCGAUUAAGUUUGAAAGGACGCAAAUUCAUUUUUUAGCGACAUUUUCGCCGUCGACGUCAUAGUUGUCGGUGCUCCCCAGCCCCAGGCCCGGUUUUUGUGGGAUUGACCAAAGCGUCAAAGUAAUUUAAACUAAUUCCAAAGUCUUAUCGAUCUAUUGCUUUUCAGUUACAAGAAGGAGUUUGAAUCGCUCAAAAUAUCGCAAGGAGAAUCUCAGGUACGUUUCUAUGGGCAAAGGGAAAGGGGCAAUGCACAGAUUUGCAGUCAAGAUUUUGCCUGGUUUCUUGUCGUUGGCUAAGACAAGUGCCAUAAGAAGAAAUUUUACCGUAAUUGUAUGAGGCAGCCUUACCAACACUGGUCCUGCGAAUGUGGUCACGGGGCAGAGAAGGAGUUUUGAAAAAUCAACGAUACAAGAUCCAGUUUCUGAAAACUGCAAAAAUUUAUCCGCAGCAGGAAAACCUAUAUUUUGCAAUCUUAAAAAAAAAAAAACGGCGAUCGGCAAAAUUAAACUCCCGCAAAAAUUUCACGCCACACGGUAUGUAGGUCCGCACUGUGUAUAUACUGUCUACAACCGACAAUAGCUCAGUGGUCAAAGCGCCUGUCUGGUGUCUGAAUUGGAUUGGUGAUUGGGUUCCCACUGAGCAUUCGGACAUAUUGAUCUUAUUCCUUUGCCCUACGCUUGUCACGACAUGACAGAUAUAACAUCUUCCUCGGGUUUGUUUUUUGUCAACAGAGCACUCCGCUGGCAUUUCCUGAUGGAUUUCAAAGUAUACAGAGAUUCAAUCAGUACAUUUUGGAUAUUUGCGAUAGUCUGUGGCGAAAUAAAGCUUUCAUAGAUAGAGAGAAAUCAUUUUGUUUCAGCAUUCCAAGGUUGGUGAUAUACCAUCGAUUGCAUUUAAGCGUGGACAUGAGACAAGAAAACAUCUUCUAAUAGAGUGCUAGACAUGACAUGUUUGGUCGCCAAACAUUGGAAGUUUGAGGGCUGUUAAAGCAAACUGUUGCGCCAAAGGUUUAAGUUGUUUAUAUGUUUUUGAGCAUCGCGUUCCGAUCAUCUUUUAUUUUUCUCAACUUUCAGGAAUAUUAGAAACAACGCACUUGCUUUUAAGAAUUAUUCUUUGGAGUUUAUAAUUCCAGACUGAUUCUUCUCAACGGAGAAAAAGCAAAUCUAGUCGACAAACAGCCGCCUACUUUGCAUGUGAACUUUCGUCUAACGCCAUCCCAAACUUCGAAUGUUUGGCGGCAAAACAUGUCAUGUUUGCAUCCUUUUUGUCACGUGUACACGCUUAGAUAUAAACAGGAGAUAGGUAGUAAGUCGAAGAUCUGCUAAGCAACGGAAGUAAUGCUUUCUUUGACUGCAGCUGCAUCAUAGAGGUACCGUAUUUACUCAAAUAAGCGUUGCAUUCAGGGAAAAAUUAAAAGGCGCCGCCCCCGAAUAAGCGCCGCGGCCCUGAUAUAAUCAAUAUCGAAAGACUACAUUUCUUUGUCGCGUUCAACUUUCAAGUAAAUGCCACCUUCGAAUAAACGCUGCACUUGAAGCGUAAAAAAUAUCACAAGCGCCUCGGUGCUUAUUAGAGUAAGAGUAAAUACAGUGCUUUAGCACCCGCGCUUGCUUUACGAAUAAAAAAAUGAAAAUGCUCAAAACGAUGAGGGAAGUUAAAAUCGUUGAGACGCAAGUACUGAGAAGGAGAGAAGAACAGCGGUAUGUGAAGUCCUGCCUCUUCCUGAUAGCAGUGUGUAUUCACUUUGCAACCGUCGUUUGGGGGCAAAUUUAAGAAAACAGCCGCUUGGUUUACCGUGAACUUUUAGAGAGAAACAAGAGCGUGGGGCAUAGAAAGAAUCUAAGUUUCUUUUAGAAUAAGAACUCACGAAAUCCAAGCUACUUUCAUUUCGUUUUCUUUUCUUUUUAAGCUCAGUGACUGACUCUCUUGCUGUGCGCCACAUGAACGAGUUGUUUUCAAUUCAUCACCACAUAUCUUUGGUGGGAGAAGCUUGGAAAUUUCUUCAUCAGGUGAGGGACUGAUUGCUUCUUCACGAGUUGUCAAGUUAAACACAUCAAUACGAAAUUCUGCUUUCUCCAGUCACAGUUCCCUAACUUGUUUAGUAAUAAAGCCUUUCAAAGCGUUCGCAUCGGGUUUACAAUCCGAAUCUGACUUAAUAUUUUCUUUUCAAAUUUCAAGACUCAGUCUGAAGGCAUGAAGCUCACUCCAAGUUUAAUUAAGGUAAGGACUUGCCCGCAAGAUCAUUUUAAUGAUAAACUUUUACCUUGAAAACGAACUUUAGGAUUUUUUCCUUAUCUGGUAAAAACAGAUUCCUUGAGCGUAAACAGACUAAAAACUUGACGCGUCUGACUUCGCUAAACCAAUCAAAUUGGCACCUGAAUUCUUUGUUCGUUUGUUGUCUUCAUUCGUAAACUUUACACGACAAUCGCUCAAUGACUUUCUUGGCCCUCAUAAAAGAGGUUAAAAAAUGGAAGGGCGAUUUCUACCAGGUAUUCUGCCUAACGUGGCCCUUGUCAGUGCUACUAUCAAAACAGACAGACGUUUCUUCUUGUUUUCUCUUUUGCAGGGCCGAUCAAGACGUGCUUACAUGGACUAUUUAAAACAGAGAAAUAUUGGGGGUAUUCUUGUAUUCCUGGAUACGUUUAUCAGACCACGCUCGUGAAAUCGAUACGGAAUCGUUGUGGCUUAGAGG